AUGGUUGCCCUGGAGUACUACAAGGUCGUGACGAUGUCAAAUCCUGCAAGCCCAAAAAAGAAAUUAGUCAUUCAGACAAUUGAGUGUGACUACAGCAGCACAUGCAGCAAUAGAACAGAUACUGGAAAAGUGACAUUUUUUACCAAAUGUGCAAAUACAAUAAAACCCAGAGUAAACAAGGACUGUGCCCUAUUGAACUGUAGCCAGUGUCAGAAAAAUAAAGUGAAGGGGCAUUUUGACAGACUUACAUUUGGAGACAUCAGCUCAGAAUGCAUGUCCAGAGUGACUUGGAUGCUAGUGUCCACUGUGUUUUUUGUUGGUGUAAGUGGAACUCACAAGGAAUUGUUAACACUUGGUGUCUCCAACACCACCUUUGGGGGACCAUUAGUGACCAUCACUACUGGUCGGUGCUGGCUGACUCUGCUGACAGGUGACCGGCAGUCUGCUUGGACUGCUGGUGGACCUGGCAUGAGAUACCUUUCUGUUGAUGUUCUCCAACAGGACUGGGAAUUCCCACAUUUCAUGGGGGACGUUGACGUCAACCUCCCUGGGCUCCACACUCCACACAUGCAGUUCAAGAUCCCUUUUUUAAAGAAGAUCUUCAAAGAGGAAUAUCGUAUUCACAUAACAGGUAAAUGGUUUAACUAUGGAAUUAUCUUUCUUGUCUUGAUUUUGGAUCUUAAUAUGUGGAAGAAUCAGAUAUUUUAUAAGCCUCAUGAAUAUGGACAGUAUAUUGGUCCAGGACAGAAGAUAUAUACAGUGAAAGACUCAGAAAGCUUAAAGGAUUUGAACAGAACUAGGCUAUCCUGGGAAUGGAGAUCCAAUCACACUAACCCACAGACAAAUAAAACAUAUGCCGAGGAGGACUUGUUCUUACACAGCAGGUUCAUAGGGGCUAGCCUCGAUGUCAAGUGUUUGGCUUUCGUUCCAAGUUUGAUAGCUUUUGUGUGGUUUGGGUUCUUCAUCUGGUUCUUUGGGCGGUUUCUGAAAAAUGAACAAGGCAUGGAGAACCAAGACAAAACUUACACUCGUAUGAAAAGGAAAUCCCCAUCAGAACAUAGUAAAGAUAUGGGAAUCACGCGAGAGAACACCCAGGCCUCUGUGGAAGACCCAUUGAAUGAUCCUCCCUUGGUCUGCAUCAGAUCUGACUUCAAUGAGAUUGUCUACAAGUCUUCCCACCUAACGUCGGAAAACUUGAGCUCACAUUUGAACGAAUCUACCAGCACCACAGAAGUUGACCCAGAUCCAGUGACUUCUAAAAGUACACCUACGAACUAGACUCACUUGACGAUAGCACAAAAAACAACCUGGAGUGUCCCUUUAAAGAGUUAGUCUUUCCUUUUGUAAAUGUAAGGUUUACGUAGUCUUAGGUCAAGGAAUACCAACAAAGCCACAACGGUGCUCAACAUGCUUUUUCUAGGACCCAUUGUUUUCUAUUUGUAUUAUGAGACACGUGCCUACUGUCUAUCUAACGGUCCUCUAGAGAUUGCUUUUCACAACUGCACAAGCUAUUUACUGACUUGACAGCAUAGUAGAAUAUUAGCUAAUUACCUGUGUAUCUCAUGUUCAACCAUAGUGGUGCCUUGAGACAUUAAACUGUUUUUAACUGUACCAGAAAUGAAGUGUGGAACAGUUCUCUAACCUACUUCACAUAGGUUUUUUGUAUCCUAUUCUUUGAUCUACACUUGAUGUCUGAGCAGGACACAGAACAGCCAAGAUGUGGCUCAGGAAGUGUUUCUUGGCUUAUAAUUCAGCGGCAGAACUACUGACUUUGACAACUGGACUACAGAGAAGCAUGGUGAUCACCUUCACAUUGGCUGGCUCUCUGCCAAAUCCAAAUCCAGAUGCAAAAUCCAGUAACAGGAGAAGGAUAAUCUAGCAUGGGUCACUACUUGUGAAAUGUGACUUUCUCUAACCAGGAAUUGCAAUUAGAUGAUAAUACCUAAUUAUGUUUUCCUAAUUAAAGAUAAAUUGAGACUUGAUUAAAAUUCCUGCCCUUCGCCUUUGAGAACAAAGGUUAAGAGGCACAGUUGGGUGAAUUCUCAAAGUUAUUGGCAUUUAUGCAAAGCCCUAGAAAACAAGAGGAACUGAACUUUUAAUCGUGUGAGGGUUGCAGAUCCUACCAUCGAUGAUGUGUGUACAUCUUUCUGUAAACAUGGCUUAGGACAGUGAAAAUUGAAAAACAUAUGCCAAUCUUGGCAAGGGGACUCCUCUAAAAAUCAUGCAGCAGAAUUACGGGAGGUAGAAAAAGACAUGCAUGAAAGAAUCUGUCUAGUGGCUUGUAUGUGUGCAUUUCUUUCUUUUUUUUUAAGAAUUAAACAUCGCACAUUAAUAAAUAAGAAUUAUA
Messenger RNA from Condylura cristata (star-nosed mole), 2347 nucleotides. It is a transcript of the gene TMEM117, whose product is annotated as transmembrane protein 117. Lineage: Eukaryota; Metazoa; Chordata; Mammalia; Eulipotyphla; Talpidae. Gene Ontology annotation, biological process: intrinsic apoptotic signaling pathway in response to endoplasmic reticulum stress. The record is from RefSeq and is a predicted model, not a curated record. The coding region runs from base 1 to 1278 and encodes 425 amino acids. The transcript has 6 exons.